AUGGCGGGUGUUUCAACCCCGGAGAUGGCAGCUGCAGUGAGUAAAGGAGGUGGGUUAGGAGCUCUUCCACUUGCACCAUUGGACUUCACUAGUGAUGAUACUACUUCGUUUGAUAAAUUGAAUAAUCUUAUUCAAGCCGCAGGUACCAAUGUUGUCAAUUUGAACUUCUUCUGUCAUGAAAUUGAACAGACACCAACUCGUAUUCAAUCGGAUAAUUGGAGAAAGCUUUACAACGAUGUGACCGAAGCAAGAUUCAAGCCACUUGUUGAGUCAAUGGAAUUUACCAAUGGCAAUGUCUCCUUCAAGGAGGUUGAAAAUGACAAAGAGAAGUUAAAGACAUUGAUUGAGAAAUUGAGGUCCAUCAAUCCGGUAAUUAUCAGCUUCCACUUCGGUAUCCCCUCCAACUCCACCAUUGAUGAAUUGAAAAAGUUUUCAUUGGUGUUUGGAACGGCAACUUCAUUGCAAGAAGCGCGCCAUUUGGCCAAUAAUGGACUAGAUGGCGUGAUUCUUCAAGGGAUUGAAGCUGGUGGGCACAGGGGGCAAUUCAUCGACAAGUAUCAGCCUCAUUCUGAUGAAGACUUGUCAACACAAGCACUUUUCCAUAAAGUCAAACAAGGUUUGGGUGGUAGCCAUGUGUACUUGGUACCUGCAGGUGGCAUAACAAGUGCUAGCUUAGUCAAGCAUUACAUUGAUGAGGGAGCUGACGCAGUUCAAGUUGGCACUGCAUUCUUGGCAACUCCUGAAUCAGCAACAUCAAAGUUUUUCAACAAAACACUGGGAGAUGAAACGACUGUCAUGACUGCGUUGAUUUCGGGCAAACCGGCACGAGCUGUGAGGACACCAUUCAUAGAUAGUAUUGUUGAGAAGAAUCAAUUUGCAUUGCUGGAUUUACCCCCCUAUGGGUAUGCGUAUGAUGGAUAUAAGAAGUUGAAAGGAGAGCUUAGUGCUGAGGGCCAUGAUAUCGGAUUCUAUCUAGCGGGGCAAAAUCAUUAUCAAAUAAGAAAGAACAAGCUGACGCUCGAGAUUAUGCAGGAGCUCACAAGUGGAUUAGAGUGA
Molecule: messenger RNA, 1056 nt
Organism: Lodderomyces theae
Lineage: Eukaryota; Fungi; Ascomycota; Pichiomycetes; Serinales; Debaryomycetaceae
Product: putative nitronate monooxygenase
Exons: 1
Coding region: 1-1056 (351 amino acids)
Molecular function (GO): nitronate monooxygenase activity
Source: RefSeq, a predicted model, not a curated record